AUGGAGUUGGCGACGAUGUUGAUGCUGACGCUGCUGGCCUUCUCGCUGGCGACGCUGGCUCGGCUGCUGGUGUCCCGUGCGCGGCGGCGGCGGUGCUACCUGUUGGACUACGUGUGCUACAAGGGGGCGGACGACCGGAAACUGCCGACGGACCUUUGCGGGGAGAUCAUCCAGCGGAACAAGCUGCUGGGGCUGGAGGAGUACAAGUUCCUGCUCAAGGUCAUCGUGAACUCGGGCAUCGGCGAGGAGACGUACGGCCCGCGCAACAUCAUCGCCGGCGGCGACGCGAGCCCGGACCGCGUCGCCGAGGGCAUGGAGGAGAUGGACGAGACCUUCCACGCCGUGCUGGACGAGCUCUUCGCGCGGUCGGCGGCGCCGGGCGGGCUCGGGAUCCGGCCCGAGGACGUGGACCUGCUGGUGGUGAACGUGUCCAUGUUCUCCCCGGCGCCGUCGCUGUCGGCCCGGGUGGUGCGCCGCUACGGCCUCCGGGAGGACGUCAAGGUGUUCAACCUCACCGGCAUGGGGUGCAGCGCCACCCUCAUCGCCCUCGACCUCGCCAACAACUUCUUCAGGACGCACGCCAACAAGGUGGCGCUGGUGAUGACGUCGGAGUCGAUCGCUCCCAACUGGUACCCGGGCAACAAGCGCUCCUUCAUGCUCGGCAACUGCCUCUUCCGCUCCGGCGGCUGCGCCUACUUCCUCACCAACUCCUCCCGCCUCCGCCCGCACGCCAAGCUCCGCCUCCGCCACGUCGUGCGCACGCACACGGGGGCCUCCGACGAGGCCUACAACUGCGCGCUCCAGAUGGAGGACGACGCCGGCAGGCCCGGCUUCCACCUCGGCAAGGAGCUCCCCCGUUCCGCCGUGCACGCCUUCGUCAAGAACCUCCGCGUCCUCGCGCCGCGCGUGCUCCCGCUGCCCGAGCUCCUCCGCCUCGCCUACGCCACCCUCUCCGCGCGCCUCUCCGCGCGCGGCAGCGGCAACAACAAGAAGCGCUCGUCCGGGGCACACACCAUCCGCAUGAAGGCCGGGGUGGACCACUUCUGCGUGCACACCGGCGGCGCCGCCGUGAUCGACGGCGUCGGCAAGGGGCUCACCCUCACGGAGCACGACAUCGAGCCGUCCCGCAUGACGCUGCACCGCUUCGGCAACACCUCCGCCAGCAGCGUCUGGUACGUGCUCGCCUACAUGGAGGCCAAGCGCCGCCUCCGCAGGGGCGACCGCGUCCUCAUGCUCACCUUCGGCGCCGGCUUCAAGUGCAACAGCUGCGUCUGGACCGUCGAGAGGGACGACGCCGCCGACGCCGGCGUCUGGGAGGACUGCAUCCACGAGUACCCGCCCAAGGAGAUCAGGAACCCAUUCAUGGAGAAGUACGGAUUCGUUAAGGACAUGAGCGCACUGUGAUCCUCCAUGAAUAUCCAUCAUAUCCAAGAAAUGGACGUACUACAUCAGUACAUGAGCAACAGGUUAUUACUACGUAUACACCCAGUUUGAUUUUAAAACUGAAUAGUACAACAAGGAGAGAAGACGAAGAACAAGCUAGAGUUAAGCUAAGGAUUAAUUCAUUACCAGGUGUACAUCUACUAUAGCUUAAUUAUUAUGAUUCUUUUGAUGGCGGUUGUGAUGGAGCAGUAUGUUGUACACUUCAGUGGACCGGGAAGAUACAGCUUUAUUAUUAUUUUGUUGUUUUGCACGUCUAUUUUUUUUAU
Lolium rigidum is the source of this 1709-nucleotide messenger RNA. Its product is annotated as 3-ketoacyl-CoA synthase 12-like. Bases 1 to 1404 code for a protein of 467 amino acids. Gene Ontology annotation, cellular component: membrane. Gene Ontology annotation, molecular function: acyltransferase activity, transferring groups other than amino-acyl groups. Gene Ontology annotation, biological process: fatty acid biosynthetic process. Lineage: Eukaryota; Viridiplantae; Streptophyta; Magnoliopsida; Poales; Poaceae. The record is from RefSeq and is a predicted model, not a curated record. The transcript is spliced from 2 exons.